AUGUGGUCUUGCAGUUGCUGCCCAAGGACCCAAAGGGCGCAGAGCGCCCAGGCCGCGGAGGUCACCGAGAGCGCAGCGCAGCAGUUGAUCCAAGGGCUUCAACAGAAGCUGGCGAGCGUCGCCUUGGUGCUCUAUGACCGGCAGCGGCGUUUGUUGGCAUUGAAGUGGCGGCCCAGUGCCUUCUUUCCUCAGCCUCAAACGGUGCUGAUGGGUUCCGUUCCCCACACGGUGAUCGAGCAAGGAGACGACGCACCCCUCUGUGUGCCCAAUGUGCUCUGCAUCUUAUCGCACGUCUCGGCACUGGCAGAGGCUCACCUGGCGGGGAGGUGUGGAGGAUCCUUCCGUCGGGGAACGGCACCGGAGGUUGACCUGGAGUUCGUCCACGUGUGGAGAACACGUGAUGAGUCGCCCGGACGUUCGUCUUCGUUGUGA
Molecule: messenger RNA, 432 nt
Organism: Durusdinium trenchii
Lineage: Eukaryota; Dinophyceae; Suessiales; Symbiodiniaceae
Source: the annotation of a GenBank genome assembly